Neopsephotus bourkii (Bourke's parrot) is the source of this 2889-nucleotide messenger RNA. RefSeq names its product autophagy related 9A (gene ATG9A). Gene Ontology annotation, biological process: protein localization to phagophore assembly site; autophagy of mitochondrion. Bases 72 to 2627 code for a protein of 851 amino acids. The record is from RefSeq and is a predicted model, not a curated record. The transcript is spliced from 14 exons. Lineage: Eukaryota; Metazoa; Chordata; Aves; Psittaciformes; Psittacidae. Gene Ontology annotation, cellular component: autophagosome; phagophore assembly site.
AGUCACAGAGCAGGCGGGGGCCGAGCGGGCUGGGCCCGGGCCCGGGGCCGGUGGCGGUGGGCGGCCCCGCCAUGGCCCAGUUCGAGACGCAGUACCAGCGGCUGGAGAGUUCCUCCACCGAGUCACCGCCCGGUGGCGGCGACCUGCUCGUCCACGUCCCCGAGGGCGCCAAGUCUCCGUGGCAUCACAUCGAGAACCUGGACCUCUUCUUCUCUCGCGUCUAUAACCUGCAUCAGAAGAAUGGCUUCACUUGCAUGCUCAUUGGAGAGAUCUUUGAGCUCAUGCAGUUCAUCUUUGUGGUGGCAUUCACCACCUUUCUUAUCAGCUGUGUUGAUUACGACAUUCUCUUUGCCAACAAAGCUGUAAAUCACAGCCAGCAUCCCAGUGAACCCAUUAAGGUGACUCUGCCAGAUGCUUUCCUGCCUCCAAAUGUCUGCAGUGCAAGAAUCCAGGCAAACAGCUUCCUCAUCUGCAUCCUGGUGAUAGCUGGGGUUUUCUGGAUCCACCGACUUGUCAAGUUUAUCUAUAACAUUUGCUGCUACUGGGAGAUUCACUCUUUCUACAUCAAUGCCUUGAAAAUACCCAUGUCCACCCUGCCAUACUACACAUGGCAGGAGGUGCAGGCCCGCAUUGUGCAGAUCCAGAAGGAGCACCAGAUCUGCAUCCACAAGAAGGAGCUGACGGAGCUGGACAUUUACCACCGCAUCCUCCGCUUCAAGAACUACAUGGUGGCCAUGGUGAACAAGUCACUGCUGCCUAUCCGCUUCCGCCUGCCCCUGCUGGGAGACACCGUCUUCUACACGCGGGGGCUCAAGUACAACUUUGAGCUCAUCUUCUUCUGGGGGCCUGGUUCCCUCUUUGAGAACGAGUGGAGCCUGAAGGCUGAGUACAAGCGGGCUGGGAACCGCCUGGAGCUGGCUGAGAAGCUCAGCACUCGCAUCCUCUGGAUCGGCAUUGCUAACUUCCUCCUCUGCCCCCUCAUCCUCAUCUGGCAGAUCCUCUACGCCUUCUUCAGCUACACAGAGAUCCUGAAACGGGAGCCGGGCAGCCUGGGGGCCCGCUGCUGGUCUCUCUAUGGCCGCUGUUACCUCCGUCACUUCAAUGAGCUGGACCACGAACUGCACUCGCGCCUCAGCAAAGGGUACAAGCCAGCUUCCAAGUACAUGAACUGCUUUAUCUCCCCGCUCCUCACCAUCGUGGCCAAGAACGUGGCCUUCUUUGCUGGCUCUAUCCUGGCUGUGCUCAUCGCUCUCACCAUCUAUGAUGAGGAUGUGCUGGCGGUCGAACACGUCCUGACCACGGUCACCCUGCUUGGGGUGGGCAUCACGGUGUGCAGGUCUUUCAUCCCUGACCAGCACCUGGUAUUUUGCCCAGAGCAGCUGCUGCGAGUCAUCCUGGCACACAUCCACUACAUGCCUGACCACUGGCAGGGCAAUGCCCACCGCUACGAGACCAGGGACGAGUUUGCCCAGCUCUUCCAGUACAAAGCGGUCUUCAUCCUGGAGGAGCUCCUGAGCCCCAUCAUUACCCCCCUGAUCCUCAUUGUCUGCCUGCGACCCAAGUCCUUGGACAUUGUGGACUUCUUCCGCAACUUCACUGUGGAGGUGGUGGGUGUGGGUGACACCUGCUCCUUUGCCCAGAUGGAUGUGCGCCAGCAUGGCCACCCUGCGUGGAUGUCAGCAGGAAAGACGGAGGCCUCCAUUUACCAGCAGGCCGAGGACGGCAAGACAGAGCUGUCCCUCAUGCACUUUGCCAUCACCAACCCCAAGUGGCAACCACCUCGCGAGAGCACAGCCUUCAUCGGCUUCCUGAAGGAACGGGUGCACCGGGACAGCAGUGUGGCACUGGCUCAGCAGGCUGUGCUGCCUGAAAAUGCCCUCUUCAGCUCCAUCCAGUCCUUGCAGUCGGAGUCGGAGCCACACAGCCUGAUUGCCAAUGUAAUAGCAGGCUCCUCAGCACUGGGCUUCCACAUGGGCCGGGACGGACAGGCCUCCCGCCACCUCUCCGAGGUGGCCUCGGCCCUGCGCUCCUUCUCCCCUCUUCAGUCUGCCCUGCAGCCUUCCGGUGGCUUCCAGACAGCAGGAAGGGAUGGAGAGGGAGCCCAGCCUCGUGGCGCUGGUGUCAUGACAGCCUCUGGUGCUGAUGCGAGGACUGUGAGCUCAGGGAGCAGCGCCUGGGAGGGUCAGCUGCAGAGCAUGAUCCUGUCGGAGUACGCCUCCACCGAGAUGAGUCUCCAUGCACUCUACAUGCAUGAGUUGCACAAGCAGCAGGCUCAGCUGGAGCCCGAGCGGCACACUUGGCACCGUCGUGAGAGUGACGAGAGCGGCGAGAGCGCCCACGAGGAGCUGGACACUCAGCGUGGUGGCCCCGUCCCUAUCCCUCGCUCUGCCAGCUACCCCUUCUCCUCAUCGCGGCAGCCCGCCGAGGAGACAGCCACACUGCAGACUGGCUUCCAGCGGCGAUAUGGGGGCAUCACAGACCCAGGCACAGUACACAGAGCCCCAUCACACUUCUCCCGCCUCCCUUUGGGAGGCUGGGCUGAGGACGGGCAGUCAGCGAGACACCCAGAGCCUGUACCAGAGGAGAGCUCAGAGGAUGAGCUUCCACCGCAGAUCCACAAGGUGUAGCCUUGUAGACUGGGGAUCUGAUGGGGGUUACAGACUGGGAGCCGCCUGGGCAGCAGGACGUGGCGUCAGCCUGAUGCUUCUCCUGUCCUGAGCGGUCAGGAUCAUCCCAGGCUCCGUUUUGUUGCCAUCAGCUGCCGAAGAGACAAAACUGCCCGGCCAGUGGCUUUGUGGCAGCACCUCGUGUCCAGCCGUGUGUCAAGUCAACGCCACUCUGACUCUUGUGGGGUGAAUGUGUGUGAGUACAUACCCGUGUCUGUGGUCA